AAAAUUUUCUGCGCUUAGGUAAAUAAAUAUUUUCCUAAGAAGAUUGAUCAGGAUUACUAAGCGAUUAGAGUUCUUUAUAUAUUUUCUUAAGCCUCAAACACAGGCCAAAAAGGGGAAAGAGUGUUUAGAAGUGCCGACAUGGCACACAGAGACCAUAAUUCUCCCGGGUCAAGUCGAAAUAUUGGUCCCCAAAAUCGCGCUCGUGGUUUGGGUGCAAUUCCACCAAAUGCUGAUGGUCGCAUGGACUUUUUAGAAGAACCGGAAAAUAAUGAAGAGUUUCCUCUGCAAGUUGUCAAUAGAAGACACAACCAACCAAGAGCUCGUGCCGGGGGUGUGAGGAUAGUGACUUAUCAAUCUUAUCGAGGGUACAGGUUACGACGUGAGGACCAACAGGAACAGCAGGGUAGGUUUUACAACUCGCCACCUGUGAACCAAGACCAGCAGAACGACAUCGUUCCGGUUCUAUCCAGUCCUGACGGCUUUUCCAGCGACUCUCUUGCUGGAGAAGAGCAUGAAUGGUCGGAUGGAAUGAGCAGUAUUUCAGAUUUGGAUGAACGACUUCCCCCAGCCGCAGCCCCACCUGCUUACCCCGUUCCAGGGGCGGCUGAUUCACCCCCACCAGAUUUUCUCGGGAUAUCUAUGGGUUCUAGGGGGGUGGGUUCUUCCCGUGGUAAUAAGAGAACUCGAACUGGCAGCACAUCAAGUUACUCCUCAGUUGAAUCUGUGUGUUUCAAUUCACGCAAACAAAAGAUAUCAAACACCAACUCAGUCCAAUGCAUCUCACAACGCAUGGCUCUUAUUGAUAAGCUUCAAAAAUACAGAUCCAACAAAGAGUUCACUGAUGUGAUUCUCACAGUGGAAGACCAGGAGAUAGCCUGCCAUCGUGUGGUGUUAGCUGCCAAUAGCCCCUACUUCCAUGCUCUACUUAGUUCCAACAUGAAAGAAGGCAGGGAGGGCAGAGUUCAUAUUCAAGGUCAUAAACCUGAAAUCGUGCAUAUGUUGGUACGACAUGCGUAUGCGGAAGCCAUCAAGGUCACUACUGAAAAUGCUCAGGAUGUAUUAGAAGCAGCAGAUUACUUCCAAAUGGAUAUGCUGAAAAGCCAUUGUGAAAAGUUCCUUAUACGACAAGUGGCAGAGAGCAAUUGCCUCGGUCUAAUGCAGUUUGCAUCACUACAUUCCCUAGACCGCUUGUACAACAAGGCAAAGAAAUAUGCAGUUAAAAACUUCAACAAAGUUUCGCAACAAGAGGAAUUUCUACGCCUACCACUCGCUACUUUGUCGAAAUACCUGGAAGAUCAUGGUCUUGUUGUACAAAGAGAAGAACAUGUCUAUGACGCAGCCAUGCGUUGGCUUGAGUAUGACGCCACCCGCAAAGAACAUGUUGCAGAAGUCCUACGCUGCGUGCGUUUGUUUUUCGUCAGCUCUCGUUUUCUUUUCGAGGUGAUCACAAAGCAUCCAAUGUUCCAGGGCAACCCAGAGGUACAGAACAUCUUAUCAGAGGCUUGUAAGUACCAUGCACUAGGUAGUAACGAAAUGAAACAUGGCAGUCUUCCACAUACAAAGCCACGCGCGUCAUCAGGCAUAAGUGAAGUAUUAGUGGUGGUUGGUGGGAUAUGCAACAACAGGAGGCUCUUAUACACAGAGUGCUACCAUCCAAACAAACAGGAUUGGAUUUCCCUAAGUGAUAUCUCCACCUCACAUGCUACAAUGCAUAGCUACAGUGUCUGCUCCCACAAAAACGACAUUUACAUAACUGGUGGCCACAGCAACUCAGGCAUGACGAUGGAUGCAGUUUCGGUCUACUUCUCCAACAUAGACCAGUGGAGUUUGCUUGCCCACAUGCAGCAUCCACGAGAAAGGCAUGGUUCAGCAUCUGUAGAUGGCGCUGUAUAUGUUGCAGGGGGUCUUAUGGCUUCUCCGAAAAAUCGUAAAAAACCUGGCGUUCUUGACAAUGUUGAGCGAUACAGACCCGACUACAAUCGUUGGGAGAAAGUAAAACCACUGCCUAAGAGAUGUUACUCUCCAGGUGUGCUUUCAUACAAGGAGAAAUUGUAUGUGAUUGGUGGUGUCAGUAUGACAGAGGAACCCAGCAACUCCAGCAAGAUCAUUCUUGAUUGCAUCCAGUGCUAUGACCCUCUCAAAGACAGUUGGAGCCAACUCCCCCUCGGACGACCCCUUGCCCGGCUCUCUUGCGCCCUCUACAGAGAUCAUUUCUACAUGAUCUCGAACAACGCAAGCUCGAUCUUCCGUUACGAUCCCAACACUUGUACACUGGAGGAGUGGAGGGAACUUCAUGAGCUCAACGUUGAGUUUGCUGGGCUUGCAGCAUUCAACGGCAAACUAGUGAUCAGUGGCGGUCAAAAAGGCAGCACCACCCUCAAUCAUAUGCUGGUUAUUGACUUCGAGAGUGGCAGGGUAGAAGAAGAGGUCAAAAUGAAGCGGUCACGAUGUAUGCACGGGUGCGUGCCAAUUGAUAAGUUUGGCUGACGGCGCCUGUCUCUGGCCACAAGAAUUCUUCGGAAACUAAAGCUCUAACUGUGGCCAAUGUGUCAAUACCAGGUCGUUGCAGAGUUUUCGUACACCAUUACCUUUUUCUUCCACUACAUAUUAAAUAUUUCAUGUGUUCUUUAUCAGUAAAAAGUGUAUCAUUCUCUUUUUUCUUUAAAAUAUAUAACUCCUACUCAACACCAGUGGGCAACUUUGUUCGGAUUUCAAAAAACUUUUUGUGCAAUCAAGAUUUCUUGGUAUGUAAUCCAAAGCUCCACUUCCCUUAGUGUUUGCCAGUAUACUUUUCCCCAUUACGUUACUUUUCGUACAAAAUUUAAGCUGCUUCUUAUUCUACAUCUUGGCAGGAAAUUCUCAAUAAAAGUUCUGAUAAAGUACAA
This is a messenger RNA of Ciona intestinalis (vase tunicate), 2885 nucleotides long. The record is from RefSeq and is a predicted model, not a curated record. Lineage: Eukaryota; Metazoa; Chordata; Ascidiacea; Phlebobranchia; Cionidae.